Lactuca virosa is the source of this 1926-nucleotide messenger RNA. The record is from the annotation of a GenBank genome assembly. NCBI's taxonomy places the organism in Eukaryota, Viridiplantae, Streptophyta, Magnoliopsida, Asterales, Asteraceae.
AUGAUUAGUGUCACACAGUCCUCCGGGUUCGGUGGUGGAGAGUUUUACUCCGGUGAGCGCAGGGCAAAACGGCACCGAAGCAAAGAUGAUGUGGUCAUCAAUGAUAUGUUUGCUUCUGAUGACUCCGACACCGAUUCAGAAGGUGGCCCCAUCAAGAAAAAAGGCGCAUUGCUUGAGAAAAUGGGAUAUAAAGGAGGUGGUUUAGGGAAGAACGCACAGGGGAUCGUUGCUCCAAUUCAAGCCAAGUUGCGCCCCAAGAACAUGGGAAUGGGGUUUAAUCAUUAUAAAGAGGCGGCUAAUGUUCCGACAUUGCAAGAAUCAGUUGAUGAGAUUAAGGUUCCUGGUAUUCAACAAAAAGAGAAGCCAUGGCUGAAAAAAGAGUAUGCAACUGCAGAGGAGUUCUUCGUGAAGAAACAAGAACAGGGUCUUGAUGUAGUUCAGAAGGUGUUCGAUAUGAGGGGCCCACAAUUUCGACUUAAGAACGAAAGGGAGACAUUUGUCAUUUUACAUAACGAAAAAGAGAAGCUAAAAGACAAUGCUGCCCUUGAGAAGAAACAACUCGACACCAUUGAAGAGAUGGUUAGUGUAAUGGAACGGUUAAGCUUGUUAGGAACAUUGACUUUAGAAUCUCUUGCCACGUCAUUCGUUGACUUGCAUACAAGGUUUCCCAAUGAGUACAAGAUUUUCAGUUUGGCUACAAUCGCUUCCUCUUUUGCAUUGCCUUUGUUCAUUAGGGAAUUUCAGGGAUGGGACCCACUCCAAAAUCCAACACAUGGGUUAAAUGUUAUGUCACUAUGGAAGGAUCUUCUUGAAGAAGAUGAGAUAUUUGAUUCGCUUUUCAUGGAGGUUGUGUUCCCUGCUGUUGUUAGAUUAUCUGGCACCAACACCUGGCAAGCGCGGGACCCAGAACCAUUAUUAAGGUUCCUAGAUUCUUGGGAACAGUUACUGCCUCACUCUGUUCUUCAAACCAUACUUGACAACAUUGUCAUGCCUAAAUUAGCAUCUACUGUUGAUUCGUGGGACCCACGUCGCGAAACCAUUCCUAUACACUUGUGGGUCCACCCAUGGCUUCCGUUAUUAGGCCCGAAGCUCGAGACUUUAUAUCAUACGAUACUUAAUCGUUUAGAAAGUGUUCUGCACGCGUGGCAUCCGAGUGACAUGUCAGCAUACUAUAUUUUAUCACCAUGGAAGACGGUUUUUGAUCCAAUACGAUGGGAACAGAUAAUGGUUCGAUACAUCCUUCCUAAAUUAUUGGUUGUGAUGCAUGAAUUCGAAGUCAACCCAGUUGAUCAGAAGCUUGACCAGUUUUAUUGGGUGAGGACUUGGGCUUCUGUGAUUCCGAUUCAUCACAUGCUUCAUAUAAUGGAUGUGUUUUUUAACAAAUGGCAAGAGGUAUUGUACCAAUGGUUAUGUUCAAAGCCGGAUUUUCAAGAAGUGAGAAAGUGGUAUUUGAGUUGGAAGGAUUUGAUUCCAUCUGAGCUUUUAUCCAAUGAGCAUGUAAGAUAUCGGCUUAAUAUGGGUCUGAAUAUGAUGAACCAAGCGGCUGAAGGGCUGGAGGUGAUUCAGCCAGGUUUGAGGGGGUUUGAGGCUCAGAAGGCGGCUGCACAGGUGGAAAAGGGGUGUGCGACAGAGGAGAUGGGUGGUGGUGGUGGUGGUGUUGAUAUGAGUUUGAAGGAGGUUAUUGAGGUUCAUGCACAACAAAAUAAUUUGAUGUUUAAACCUAAAGUCGGGAGAAUGAAAGAUGGACAUCAGGUUUAUGGAUUUGGGAAAGUUAGUAUGAUUAUAGACUCUUUGAAUCAGAAGGUGUAUGCUCAGAUUGAAGAUAAGUGGUCUCUUGUAACACUUGAGCAAUUGGUGAAGCUGGAGAAGAGUUCUGUUUUGAGAAGACAUGCAUUGAGUUUUAAAGAUUUUGGAUUUUGGAGUUGA